Messenger RNA from Pristis pectinata (smalltooth sawfish), 3388 nucleotides. RefSeq names its product kin of IRRE-like protein 3. Gene Ontology annotation, biological process: cell-cell adhesion. NCBI's taxonomy places the organism in Eukaryota, Metazoa, Chordata, Chondrichthyes, Rhinopristiformes, Pristidae. Gene Ontology annotation, molecular function: cell adhesion molecule binding. The transcript has 13 exons. The record is from RefSeq and is a predicted model, not a curated record. Gene Ontology annotation, cellular component: cell-cell junction. Bases 1 to 2112 code for a protein of 703 amino acids.
AUGUCUUCCUGCCCCGUGGCUCUGUGUUCCUGCAUCUUUCUCAUCCUCAGCAGUCGGCUCAGACAAGGGGCGCCGGCGCACUUCUUCCAGCAGCCCUCGGACCAGGUGGUGGUGAUGGGACAGUCAGUGACCCUGGCCUGUGGGGUCCACGGGUACCGGGGGCUGGUCCAGUGGACCAAGGACGGGCUGGCCCUCGGUGGGCAACGGGACCUCCCGGGUUGGCCCCGUUACAACCUCCAGGGCGAUGUCAGCCUUGGGGAACACAACCUGCACAUCGAAAACGCCCAGCUGGAGGAUGAUGCUGUCUACGAGUGUCAAGCAACACAGAUCGCACUCAGAUCCAGGAGAUCACAGGUUAAAAUCCUUGUCCCUCCUUCCAUCCCAGUUAUCCUGGGGGCUCCCAUUGUCACCGUGAGAGCCCGGACACUCCACAACCUCACCUGCAGUAGCACUGGUUCCAAGCCGACCCCUCAGAUGAGCUGGUAUCGCGAUGGUGAAUUGCAGGAUACCAGCUUCUCCAUCAAGCGGCUGAUGGAGGACGGGAAGCAGGAGAACAUCACCAGCGUGCUCUCCAUCAUUCCCGAGAGGAGCGACUCCGGCUGCAUCUUCACCUGCCGGGUCAGCAACGCAGCCGAUCCUUCUGGGAAACAGUCCUCCGUAACGCUCAACGUCCACUAUGCUCCCGAGGUCUCCCUCUCCGCCCAGCCGGACCCUGCCCUUGAGAGGUCGAAGGUCACUUUCAGCUGCCUCGUGAAGGCCAACCCUGGUCAAGUCACCUACAGGUGGGCCAAAGGUCAGACGGCGCUGACGGGGGUCAGGGGUCAGCAUUACCAGACGGAGGUGGACCGGUCAUUUUUCGGGGAGCCCGUGUCCUGCGCAGUGACCAACGCCGUCGGGAGCACCAACGCCAGCGUCCUAUUGGAUGUCCACUUUGGUCCUCAGCUGGUGACCGAGCCCCUUCCGCUGACCGUGGACCCGGGAGAGGACGCCAGCUUCGUCUGCCGCUGGCUGGGGAAUCCACCCUUGGCCCUCACCUGGAGCAGGCAGGGCUCAGACACGGUGCUCGGUAACAGUGAGACACUGAGGCUCAGGGCAGUCACUCAGGAGGAUUCGGGGAUCUACGUCUGCAGGGCGGCCGUGCCGGGGAUCGGGACGGGGGAGACCGAGGUCAGGCUGACUGUUAACGGACCUCCCAUCAUACAGACGGAGGUGGAACAGUGGGGUGUUCCCGGAGAACAGGCACAGAUACACUGCUUCAUUGGGAGCCAUCCGUCGCCGGACAGGGUGGCGUGGUCGUGGCGAGAGAACGUCCUGGAAUCGGGCGCCCUGGGCCGUUUCCGCGCGGACACAGUGACCACCAGGCAGGGCACCACCUCCACCCUCUCUGUCGAUCGCUCCGCCCCGUCCGACUACAACGUCCUGUACAACUGCUCCGCGCACAACCGCUUCGGAUCACGGACGUCCAGUAUCGCCCUCCGUGAGCGGGACCCCUGUCACCCCCACGGCCGGGAGGAGACUGUGUACUGCGUGUACGCGGAGCGCGCGAGGUUGCAGCCCCUCUUCGCGUAUUCGAAGGGGGCUGCCGCUCAAGUUCUGGCUGCACUUCAGCCCGACGCUGCGCAUCUACGGUCACCCGGUGCGGCGGCAGGUGGAUUCUCCUACUGGGGAUCUUCGCCUGGGCCCAGCGGCGGGCGGCCGAGGGUUCCGGUCGGUCCGCCCUCCUGCCUGUCUUCCGGGCUCGUGCCUUGCCCAGGCGUGCUCGGAGAGGGAGCGCGCGGUCUCUGCGGGCACCCUGAUGUUGCUCCCGAUCCUCGAGGGGGCUCAACGCCUGUCUGUUCUUCCCCCGCAGAGGGCCUGCGUUUGGGGGUGGUCGCCGGGGCAACGGGAGGCCUGGCGGUCCUCCUCGUCACCUUCCUGGUGACCCUGGGCUCCAUCUGCAGUCGGAGGAGGCAAGGCGGAGGUAAGUUCGGAGGACAGGGCGGCUUCGCGGGGGAGCUGUCCCAGGACGGUCACGCGCUCCGGGACGUCGGGGGGGGGGGGGAUGGGGAGGGAAGAGUUUGGCUUGGUAACCAACGCCUGCUUGCGUUCCCCCCCCCCCCCCCCCGUCUCUAGCCCCGAAGGGCGUCGGAUCGUCCAAGAACGAUGUCAGGGUCAAGGUUGCCCAAGGCGACCAGAUUGGGACGAGGCAAGAGGAAGGGAUACUGGACCCCCUGGUAGGUGCCGGUGUCCGGUGGGAGUGGGGGCGGUGGGAGCGACCGCAUGGGAUCCUAUUGGGAGUGCGGAUGAUUGAACGGGAAGGGGUGGGGUCCCAUUGGGAGUGCGGAGGGUGAGAGCCAGUGAAUGAAUUUGCAAAACUGUUGUUCUGUCGACCCAGGCAAGCCAAAGCGAGUCACCUCGCUCACAGAACGCAGCGAUCUUCUCUACAGGGAUGAAGACCAGUAGGAUGUUAGGGUUCAGGAAGAUCCCAAGAGGGAUUCUCUCCUUUCCGUGACUGUACAGGGACCUCUCCCCUUCCAACGCCAGCACCCCUUCGAGGGGAAGAAUAAACCCCUGGAAUUUCUCAACACAGAACCAGCCCUGUUGAUCUUGUGAAAUCCUCCUGAUAAGGUCACAGGUUGGGUCUCACUGGAUGGUUCCGGUCGCCCAGCUAUGGGAAGGACGUCACUGAGCUGGAGAGGGGGCAGGAAAGGUUCACGGGGACGUUCCCGGGACUGGAGGGCUCGAGUUAUAAGGAGAGGCUGGACAGGCCGGGACUGUUUUCCCUGGAGCGAAGGGAGGCUGGAGGGGGUGACCUUAUGGAGGUUUAUAAAACCACGAGGGGCGUAGAUAAGGUGGACGGUCAGUCUUUUCCCCCCUGGGGUAGGGGAGUCUAAAACAGGUUUAAGGUGAAAGAUUGAAUAGGUUUAUAUACACCCACCACCCUCUGGGUGAAAAAGUUGCCCCUCAGGUCCCCUCUCACCUUGACGAGGACCGGCACUCUGUCGACUGCGGUAAGGCCCGGUGGGUGCGGGAGAGAUUCCCCUCGGACGACGAGCCACAACACUCAGCACAAUGUCGAUUUGCCACCAAACCUUACAUCAGUUAGAUCCCAGCCUGUCACCCACUCCCAGGGAUCUGUUAUUCUAUAUGUAGACCCCCCAAACCCCUGGAUUAGAUCCCAGCCUGUAACCCACUCCCAGGGACCUGUUAUUCUAUAUAUAAACCCCCCGAAUCCCUGGAUUAAAUCCCAGCCUGUAACCCACUCCCGGGGACCUGUUAUUCUAUAUAUAAACCCCCCGAACCCCUGGAUCAGAUCCCAGCCUGUAACCCACUCCCGGGGACCUGUUAUUCUAUAUAUAAACCCCCCCGAACCCCUGGAUCAGACCGCAGCCUGUAACCCACUCCUGGG